Molecule: messenger RNA, 660 nt
Organism: Fusarium vanettenii 77-13-4
Lineage: Eukaryota; Fungi; Ascomycota; Sordariomycetes; Hypocreales; Nectriaceae
Exons: 1
Coding region: 1-660 (219 amino acids)
Biological process (GO): L-glutamine metabolic process; oxaloacetate metabolic process
Cellular component (GO): mitochondrion
Molecular function (GO): omega-amidase activity
Source: RefSeq, a predicted model, not a curated record
AUGGCCGCAGACAACAAAGUGUAUCUCAUUGGUGGUUCAAUUCCAGAAUUCAACCCUCAAACGAAGAAGCACUACAACACUAGCUUAAUCUUCGACCCAGCGGGCAACUUGUUAGCAACCUAUCGCAAGGCGCAUCUCUUCGACGUGGACAUUCCGGGAAGGGUGACCUACUAUGAGUCUGAGUACCUGGACUCGGGCAAUAAGCUAGGCUUAAUCGACCUGCCCGACUAUGGCAAGGUAGCCGUUGCAAUUUGCUACGAUAUUCGGUUCCCAGAACUUGCAACCAUCGCAACUCGCAAGGGCGCCUUUGCUCUCAUCUACCCCAGCGCCUUUCCCAUUGCCACUGGAUCCAUACACUGGCGGCUACUGGCUCAGGCUCGAGCUUUGGAUAACCAACUUUAUGUCGCUCUCUGUGGCCCUGCCCGAGACACGAGGGGCACACUUGUUGCUUGGGGUCACAGCUUAGUGGUGGACCCGAUGGCGCAGGUUGUCGUGGAAGCUGAGGAGAAGGAGGCGAUUGUCGAGUGGGAACUGGAUCCAGAUGAGAUCACUAGCACAAGGAAGAGCAUCCCAGUGAGUGGACAGAGACGGUUUGACAUCUAUCCCGACGUCAGCGCAGGGGCGAUACAGUUUGAAGAUUCAAAACUCGAAGAGCCUUGA